Molecule: messenger RNA, 2096 nt
Organism: Pieris brassicae (large cabbage white)
Lineage: Eukaryota; Metazoa; Arthropoda; Insecta; Lepidoptera; Pieridae
Gene: os
Product: amino acid transporter AVT1D-like
Exons: 9
Coding region: 116-1483 (455 amino acids)
Biological process (GO): amino acid transmembrane transport; L-alanine transport
Cellular component (GO): vacuolar membrane
Molecular function (GO): L-alanine transmembrane transporter activity; L-proline transmembrane transporter activity
Source: RefSeq, a predicted model, not a curated record
AAUGCCUCAUGCCACAGUGUGACGUUGUGUGCUGAGUCGUGUAGUCGUGACGGAGCGUCCAUCCGAUUCGAGUACAUACAGUUGAACAUCGUAGCCCGUCUUAAAACGAUAGACAAUGUCGAAGAAGAGUGCACUAGAAAUCGAAGCCGUCGGGCAGAACCCAACUGAAACCACUCCGCUUGUCUCUAGAACGGGUGCAGACACGAGCGAUGGGGCGGGCGGUUCGAGCAAGGCGGGCGGGUCUGGUGGUGCAGGGCUCUCCGUGCGACAGACGGCUAUCCUGGUAGCCGGCGAGAUGGCAGGAAGCGGAGUCUUAGCUCUUCCGCGGGCCCUCGUAAAGACAGGAUGGGUGGGAGUACCGUUGAUAAUCGUGAUGGCGUUGGCAGCUGCUUUUAGCGGGAAGCGGCUUGGCGACUGCUGGACCAUGUUGGAGAAUCGCCAUCCUGAACUGAGAACCCGAAACCGACACCCGUAUGCCAUCAUCGCCAACGAGGCUUUGGGGCCCAUCUGGAGUGUGGUGGUAUUCGUAUGCCUUAUGGUCACUCAAUUCGGCAUGUCUGUGGUAUACCUUCUGCUGGCGGCUCAGCUUAUCGAGCAGAUCUUCUUGUCGCUGAUGCCGAACGUAACCAUUUGCAUCUGGUAUCUGGUGGUCGGCUGUGGUGUUACGCCUUUCCUGCUUUUCGGAACACCUAAAGAUUUCUCCAAAUUGGGUCUGGUCGCGUUUGUGACGACAGUCUUGGCGUGUCUGUUCUACUUCAUCCAGAUGAUGAACGACGUGAAGCCGUUCGUAUUCCGAUGGGGUAUUCACGGCUUCACGGACUUCUUCCUCGCUUUUGGAACUAUCAUGUUUGCUUUUGGCGGCGCUUCCACCUUCCCCACCAUUCAGAACGACAUGAGCGAUCGUUCCAAGUUUAACACUAGUCUCAAGUAUAGUUUUUCAGCCGUACUGGUGCUGUACCUGGUGAUAGCCAUAUCUGGGUACGCGGUGUACGGCGAGGCAGUGGCGCCCAAUAUAGCAGCGUCGCUCUCGGCCACUGCACUGACGUUAGUGGGCAAUGUGCUGAUGACUCUGCACCUGCUAGCUGCUUUCGUCAUCCUCAUCAACCCUGUUUGCCAACAUGUGGAGGAGGUCGUCUACCGUGUGCCUACAGAGUCUGUGGGGUACCGCACUCUGGUGCGUCUGUCAGUGAUGGCCGGCAUCCUGUUCCUGGGUGAGAGUAUACCUCGUUUCUAUACGAUCCUGGCGCUACUCGGCGGCACUACGCUAGCACUCAUCACAUUCGUAGUACCCUCGUACUGCUAUCUCAAUUUGCUCGCCAAGGAACCGGCCGGAACCCCUGCAUCUGUGGCUUCAUCGAACUGGACAAAACUCUUCUGCUGGCAAGUAAUAGUCGUGGGAGUUGUAGGGGGCGCCUUUGCAGCCUACAGCGCCAUAAGCGCGAUCUUUAGCACCGCACAGGCAGUUCCCUGCUACUUGCGGUAGACGGCUUCUGUGCUGUCGGAUCGCCUAAUAAAUUAAGCAUAGUUAUCGACACAUUGCACGACAAUUUAUAUCAUAGAAUCAUCAAGCGUUGCAUGUUUGCAUUUCGGGUGUGUUUUUUGCCGGCAGUCAAUUUUGGAUGAGAUUUGUAAAAUUUAUCAAUUGAUUUUAUACUCAAUUAAAUUAAGUAUAAAGUUUUUGACUGAUAUAAUUUAACUUUUGCUGCUGAUAUUCUAAUUUUGUUCCAAGGUUUCAUGUUUAUAAAAUUUACAAUUAAUGUUUGUCCCAUGUCUUUUCUCUCUAGAGAUUUACUCAAUUUUUACUGCUAUAUUGAAUCUGCUAUAUCCCGUACUAUAAUGAUAUAUAAUUAUAAGGAUGUAAUGUUUGUUAACGGAUUUAAAAUAAUAAUAUUUUAAUAAGCUUCUGUUAAAUAUUAGUUUAAUGUUAGCUUAUUUAAUUUUUGUAAGGGCAUUAUUGUUAUCAAACUGUCAAUUAAUAUAUCGUGUUUAAGUGUGUAUGCCUUACAGUGCAGAUAUUAUUUUUAUUUGUGAAAACAUUUCUACUUGUUUUGGAAUAAAACAAUUAGUAAUUACAAGUAAUAAAUUUUUUGAUUUGG